AUGACGUUCUGUGACGGAAGAGAAGCCGACGAUGUCUCUCGUCGCGCCAGCAGCUGGCAGGUUGACGGCUGGACAGUGUCUGCUGCCGACAAGCGAGAGCCUUGGGGUCUAUUCGGCAAUCAACUGGACGAAGACGAAGCGGCGGACGAGGCAGAGAUGAGGGACUUGUUUGCACAGCAGCUUACGGACGUGCCUCUGGACUUAAUGAAUCGACUCUCGUGGGAUGUCUCGAGUCAGGCUUCGAGUGAAGGAGACGAAGGAACGUGCGAGUUCGUGCCGCCAUUGCAUCGUCUGCCACUUCCAGUCGACACGACACUCGAAGUCGAUCAGCUGCAGUGGGGUCUCGUCUCGCCGUGCUCGGACACGUCGUCGCCUCGAUCUCCUGUCUUGACAUCGUCUUUGGUUCGCCAGCUAAUGGGUUCCGAGCCUGAGCUCGAAGUUAUGGACGAGCUGCUGGAAGUGGAGGAUCCUCUCAAUGUUGAGGCGGAGGACGAGGUGACGGCGACAUGUGACUCGGAGAUGUGCUGGGUACCUGAAGUCGGCAGCGUCUUGUCAUCACCUGCAAUCACUCAAGUGCUGGUGAACCCGUUCGAGGAUAGUCCACCUACUGAUCCGGCAGAGACUCAUAACCAGUCAAUCAACGAAGUCAGCGGCGAUUGUGACGAAGCCAAGAAACCGCGUCGCCCGAGCGUCUUACCUCGAGUUUCCAUCGCUGCGCACUGGAGACGACCCACAGCCCGAACGUGCUCAGGAGCGGGAUUGGCGCCGAUGUCUGUUGCUACACUUAAGGCGCGUGCACGCUCAGUGUCACGUGCUCGGAACCAAACUGUCGUCGCUAACGACAAAGACGACGACGGCGACUUUUCCAGCGAUGAUGAAGGGUAUGCACCAGAGUCGAGCCGCUGCAGCGCGGACAAUGAGAUGGAGUCUCGUCACGCGGGGCAGUGGCGACGAGCAAGUGUGAGCUUUGCGAGUCGUCGGCUAAGCGUGAGCGUUAGUAUGAAACCAGCUCAAGUGACUAAACACCUGCAGGAAGCGAUGGACAAGUUGAAUGGUCAGUUGCACUUGCUACGAUCAGGUUCGCGUGCUUCGACAGUCAUGAGUGAGGAGAGCUAUCUCGAGAGUCCGGCUUAUCAAGAGGUGACGGCCUCCCCGACUCGUGCAUCCAGUAUCCGCUUGGACGAUGAUGCAACGCCAAUGCGUCUUGCAAGCGCAGGCACCGCUGAGAGCGACAAACAACAUUCGACGCGUCAGCAGAAACUGCGUGCAGGCGUGUUCAAGGCUGCUGGGCUUCUGAAUGUUGUGUCAGCUGAAGCCGCACGGAAGCUCAAGUCGCGUGGCUUCCGUGCUAGGCAGAAGGCCGCGAGUGAGACAGAGGAAGAAGAUUCAGGGUUUGCGUCACCGUAUUCCGGUACGCUGGACAUUUGA
This is a messenger RNA of Peronospora matthiolae, 1428 nucleotides long. NCBI's taxonomy places the organism in Eukaryota, Oomycota, Peronosporomycetes, Peronosporales, Peronosporaceae. The record is from the annotation of a GenBank genome assembly.